UAGUAGUAUCAUGAUAUCAGAGAUACAGUUGGGAGUGCACUUUAUAGUCCUUAAUUUCCUGGUCAACAAGUUACCCAAAAGAAAGGUCAGCCAGUUUGCUAAGGAGCUCACAGAAUGCCUCAAGCUUAAGUUCAAGGGACAUUGGUAUCCUAAACAUCCAGAUCGAGGGACCGCCUUCAGGUGUCUGGAGAUUAGAGACGCUGUGUUCGACCCGGUAAUAGUACAAGCAGCCAGGGUGUCAGGAAUCAGCCUGGAGGAGAUAAAAGCUCAGCUGCCAGACUCUUUCUUCCUCUGGAUGGACCCCUAUGAGGUGUGUUAUAGAAUAGGAGAUCAAGGCUCCCUCUCCGUCCUGAAGAGGUUCAGCCCUGAAGCUUAUCAGUACGACCAGCAGCAAGCUGUCUCCACUGAUGACAUCCGACUUCCUAUGCAGUCCUGGGAGAAGAUCCAGCAGCAGAAGAGGCGGAACCUGCAGUCCGUGAUCCAUCACCGCCGCUCCAACUACAGCGAGUGCAGCAGUGACAGCGACGACCGGUCCCGCUCCCCUGACCUGCAGGAUCUGGUUAACGCCCAGCCCUUCAUCCCCCGGAGUGUUGCCUCUCCGGUCCCGCAACCCCCUCAUCCCUACCACAUGAUGCCCCACAACCCCCAACAAUUCAUCCCAGUUAGUUGGGCGACCCAUCCAGUGCAUCCAGAGUUGGUGGCCGUUCAAUAACCCCCGUUCAGUUUCACAGCUAGGGCCUGUAUGACCCGGCUUCAGACAGAGACAGUGGAUACGUGGACAGCUUCCCUGGGACGGACUCUAACCAGAGACCACCCUCCCACCCGCGGGGGAACCCUCGUAAGCAGGGGACCUCACGGGAACCUUUCUGUUUAUUUAUUGGAUGUUUAAAGGGGUGUGUACCCCGACUUGAGCGAAAACUUAAAUUUUGGUUUUUAUUAUACUUCGGUUUUAUUAAUUUCGAUGGAAUAAUUUGAGUUGUGGACCAGAGUAUUGUCAAUCAGUAUUUUAAAUAAAACAGUAACAAUUUUUUAUAUUUUAAUACAUAACCCCAAUUUUCUGUCCUCCCUAACCUCCUUAUCUGAUCUCUGUAUCGUUUAAAUUGGCAGAGAUCAGUCUACACCCAUAUCAACGUUAUCUUCAUUUGAUAACAAUUACCCACUGAAUACAAUUCCAAGCCUUAAAUCUCCCUUAAGAGCCUCUUCCCCUGGACAGAAAAUUGGGGCCAGAAGUUUUCACUUAUUGACCGAUAUAUUGUUAUGGUGGUGCACAUGAGCCCGGCUCGAACAACUGCUGCCCGGGCCAGAUUAUUACCGUAGAACCAUGUUUAAUGUUUUAACACCAAGUCUUACAUCCACAUGACCAUUGACCACACUUGUGUUGUCCUGACAACUCGGAACUGUUGUCAUGGCGACGCGCUUGAGCUGCGUGUUUCUACGAUCCUCAUGUCAAGGGGAUCGUAAGAUUAUGUAUAUUAAUGUUUAAUGUUCGGUGCAUCCCUCUGUGGGACCCCCCACAGUUUCCCUUUUUGUUUGUUGUUGUUGCCCUGGGACCUGUGAAGGGAUGUGCCGUACAGACCGUUACUGGGUCGCGAGCCCUGUCAACUUAUCUAGAUCUGGGUACGAGUUGGAGUCCGGCGGUUAACCUGCUGCUCCUACAUCAAAUUUUUUAUUGAUUUGUAUAUGAUAAGGUGGUACCAAUCUCCUGUAUAUGUUUAUUUUAGCCUACUCUGGUGUUGUUUUUAGAGCGUUUGUCAUAGUCUUUUGUUUUGUCAAGGGUUCGAGAAUAUGGCAAUUAAAUUGUUGUGUAAAUAAUUUCAUUUUAUUGUAUUAUUUAUUAAACUUUAUUAACGUCCGGGCAUUACCUAAGAUCUGGUGAAUAUAGAACUAUACAAGGCUACCAUCUCCCCCCCCCCCCCCCCCCCACCCACCUAAUAGCAAUUAUACAAGGCUACCAUCUCCCGACUCCCUCCCACCUAAUAGCAAUUUGUACUCUUAAGUGAGUACACUUAGUACACUUCCCCCUGAGUUAAAUAAUAGUGCAAUGUUCUUAAAGGCUAAUUUAUUGGUUAGAACGGCCUGGUGACGUGCAGGACACGUGUCAGGUCCUACUUUAACUAGCUUCUUGGAUAGUUCACCCACCAGAUAAUAUAUAGCAACCAUCUUUAAAUGUUUCCUAAAUUUCUAGUUUUGGUAACGUUGUUGUUGUUCUGUAAUUCACUGCUGCCUCGUUAACACAACUUUUUACAACGUGACGAUUCCAACAUUCAGAGAUUAUAAGAGCUUGCAAUUCAUGUGAAUAUUUGACCUAAAAUUAAUGUGGGCAUUUGAUUGAUAAUAUUUGACAGAUUGAUGUGAUUCGUCAAAUUUCUCAUAUCCUGCAAGCUAAUGUGACUUGAUGUAUGUCGUGUUUUUAUUCGUUUGAUAUUGAUGUUUACAUGUUUCCAUGGCAACUGAUUGAAAGUUGUCCAUGGGAUCAUUGCUUGAUGUAUGUAAUAAUGAGCAGUCUCCUAAACAAAUUUCCCAGAACUCCCUUCAAAAUAUUAACAAAUAAAACUCGUUGUAGAGGAGCAAGCUCUAAGCAAUACAUACAUCAGAUUGGUAUCACUGUCAUAUGGUUUACAUUUACUAAUGAUGACCGAAAUCUCAGUUUUUUGUUUCGUAUUAUAUUUUUGCAUGGUUUAUUAUGGAGUAUUGUAUUUUGGCGCGUACCCACGUUCUAGAUAGGUUGAUAUAAGUUUUGCGGUGGCUGAUGAGCGAAAUGUUCUCGCUACUUUUGGUGGCUUCAAACUGAAAUGCAGACUAGUGUUCUGUCACUGCCCCUCCCCAUUAUCUUUAGCUACAUGUCAGAAUCGUACAAGUUUACAUUCUGAACGCUUUUCAAACGUUUGUAGUGUAUGUAUCUUUCUGACAUGUGGGCUUUAAAUUGGCAGUUCAUUAUUUCAGAAGUUUGGAGCUUCGAAAAUUAGUGAGAGUAGGCAGCUCAAGCUUUCAUUUUUGUAUAGUGUGUGUAAUGCACUCUAGACUUCAAUAAACUAAUUUGAUGCAUUCAA
Messenger RNA from Bolinopsis microptera, 3050 nucleotides. RefSeq names its product protein BTG1-like. Bases 11 to 712 code for a protein of 233 amino acids. Gene Ontology annotation, biological process: regulation of gene expression. Gene Ontology annotation, cellular component: nucleus; cytoplasm. The record is from RefSeq and is a predicted model, not a curated record. The transcript has 2 exons. Gene Ontology annotation, molecular function: transcription corepressor activity. NCBI's taxonomy places the organism in Eukaryota, Metazoa, Ctenophora, Tentaculata, Lobata, Bolinopsidae.